UGCUUACACGUACUAUCGGUAGGCAAAAAGAAAGGGGGAAACAGGCCCUGGAAGGAAUCGAAUAAAAAUAUUUUGCGCCGACGCACAGUAAGGGUGAAAGUCAAGAACGGUUGGCGGACCUUGCCUUACAAAUUGCAAUCAAUGGCACGGCGAGAGGGUGAGGGUGUUGCUACCGUCGGCUAUUUAUCCGAUUUAUCCCAUUCGUCGAGUCUCUACUUGAGUUUCUUAUUUUUCAAUUCUGAACACGUUAUUUGAGGUAAAUGUAGUAACUGACUACUGUCUCUUCAAUGCACCGGCAGCAUCAGGGGUGAUUUUUUACGUAUUACAACGCACGACUGUUACGUACGCGAUACGCAACUGUUCGAAAAGGCAUAUUUCGUUACAGUCAGCCCAACAUAUACUACAUUAUUUUCUACUAUUCUAUGGAUAAUAAGUUGAAGAAGCCUUGAAGGAUGGGUAGUGGUGGAGUCAGCGAAGUCCCAACAAUAUUUCAUCCCCGAAGAUCACGUACUCCAAGCAUCGUCUUGAACGAGGAACAACAGAACAACGGUCCUUAUGCUAGUCCCGUGCAAGUUAUACUGGAAACGUCUUCAGGAUGCGAACAACAAGGAUGUAGCGCGAGCGGAGGAUGCAGUGAAAUUUCAAUUGCUUGUAGAUCUACGAAUGACCCAGGCGGAGGAGGGCAAAGUCAACAGUCAUAUGCUCCAGGAAGUUCUUCAAAUUCUCUAUCAACAUGUUAUGCUUCUUGUUGUGCCGAAUCGGCAAAGAAGAUCUACUUUGGAGUCUGUGUAACGAUUUGCAUAACGGCUAGCUGGGUUGGAGCAACCCAUUGUAUGAAAUAUUUAUACUUUAAAAAACCAGAAACAGUUGGUCAAGAAGCUUCAAUACCUUCUAAUGUCUCUGGACUUCAUCAUCAGCAUUUAACUCUGUCCUAUAAUGCACCAUUUUUCACGACAUGGUUCUGCACAAACUGGGCAGUCCUGUAUUUCCCGGUAUACUUUCUGUGCCGAGUAGCGAGCACAAAAUGCUCAAAUCCAUCGGAGAUUGUCGCAGAAAGUCUUCGAGGUUUUCGAGACAAAGGGUUCACAGGCGGACGCUUCUUGACACGAUGCAGUCUUUUUUGUGGUCUAUGGGUAGUGACAAAUUACAUGUACAUUCAUUCGCUAAGGAUAUUACUAGCAACAGAUGUUAUGGCUCUUUUUGCAACUAAUGUUUGCUGUGUUUAUCUUCUCUCCUGGGUUAUUCUCCACGAACAAUUUGUUGGCGUUCGGAUAGUAGCAGUCAUUUUGUGUGACACAGGAAUUGCAUUACUUGCAUAUAUGGAUGGUAUCUCAGGUAGUCCAACUCUUGGUGGUGUAGUACUUGCAGUUUCGGCUGCUGCUGGUUCUGCAGUUUACAAAGUAUUAUUUAAAAAGGUAAUAGGGGAAACUACAUUCGGUCAGGUUUCCCUUUUCUUUUCGUUGGUUGGGUUAUGCAAUGCUGCUUUACUGUGGCCAAUUUGUCUCGCUUUGUAUUUCUCGGGCGUCGAAAGUGUACAAUGGAAUCGUCUCCCUUGGCCAGCUUUACUUUCGGCCAGUAUUCUUCAUUUGGUUGCCAACAUGUUGGGGAACUUCAGCAUUGCCUUGACUUACGAUCUUUUCAUAACUUUGGGAUUAAUCACCGCUGUACCUGUGUCUGCAGCCCUUGAUGUAGUCCUUUAUGGCGCUCACUUUGUUGGCAUGAAGUUGGCAGGGAUAAUAUUGAUAGCAGUUGGAUUCUUUCUUGUGAUGUUCCCUGACAAUUGGCCCGAUUACAUCACGCGAUUGCUACGUACGACAAGUUCGCAGCAUCAUGGGGGUGGCAGAAGCGCGAUGAAUAGAAGCCGAAGACAAUCAAUCCAGCAACGGCAAUUCAGACGGAACUACGGGGUCUCCUCCACUCAGGGUGAUGGACAAACCCUUCUUCCACUCCCAUCCGCAAAUAGUACUAACUUGACCUAUCAUCAUAAUAUCAACACUUCUUCGUCCUCUGAACCUUCGCGCCGAGUCCCUACCUCAAAUUCAACCACUACCAACAACCAUCAUCGCUCGCUCAUCGUCCCUCAAGUCCAACAAGCAUCGUGAUGUCCGUUGAACGGCUCAGCGUAAUUUACAAUUGAUGGAGCAGGAGACACAGGCACGGAUUGCCAGGCGGUACAUCACGUGACGUAGUCGACUAUCGAACUGGAUACAUAAAAUCACAUCUACGAUCACCUUCUGGGAGGGUUCGGUGACCAACCUACAGGGCCUUUUAUGCUUAUUAUCAGAUGACUAUCAGGGUUUCACAAGAUCCAGUUCUUGAUUAUCACACCCGGAAUAUCAAGGUUUAUAGUGGUUUGAUCUGUUAAAGAACCACUAACAAUAAGCUGAUUUUAAAGAAAUGCUGUUCUUCAUAUAAAAAUGAAAGAUUCUGAGGAAAUUUCAUAACUUCACUUUUAUGGGAUUAACUCAAGCAUUCAAUGAUUAAUUGUUACGCAGUGAGUUCAGUGUUUGAAAAAUAAUCGUUUGUAUUAAGGAGAAG
Molecule: messenger RNA, 2538 nt
Organism: Diprion similis
Lineage: Eukaryota; Metazoa; Arthropoda; Insecta; Hymenoptera; Diprionidae
Product: putative thiamine transporter SLC35F3
Exons: 12
Coding region: 453-2102 (549 amino acids)
Biological process (GO): transmembrane transport
Cellular component (GO): membrane
Molecular function (GO): transmembrane transporter activity
Source: RefSeq, a predicted model, not a curated record